Messenger RNA from Gambusia affinis (western mosquitofish), 2988 nucleotides. RefSeq names its product E3 ubiquitin/ISG15 ligase TRIM25-like. The record is from RefSeq and is a predicted model, not a curated record. The transcript is spliced from 9 exons. Lineage: Eukaryota; Metazoa; Chordata; Actinopteri; Cyprinodontiformes; Poeciliidae. Bases 206 to 1912 code for a protein of 568 amino acids.
GGAGAAAUAACCACGACUCAUGAGACGAAUUAAUUUGUUGUCGGAUAAAAUCAAUUUAUGUGGCUUGGUGACAACACUGGGUCAUGUGAACGUUUUAGCUCAGUUUUCCGCUCUGAACUGAGUUUUUGUCCUUCACAGGACAGCAAGUGUUAAGUUUCGUUUCUUACGCACAGUUUUGUUGUAAACGCCCACUGCGAGUCGCAUCAUGGCCGACUUGGAGGACUCUGGCUUUUCUCUCAUGAGCCUGGAGGACGAGCUGACCUGCAGCAUCUGUCUGAGCCCCUUUGACUGCCCGGUCACCAUCCCCUGCGGACACAACUUCUGCCAGGACUGCCUGCUCUCCACCUGGACCGACUCCUACAGCUGCCCCCAGUGUCGGACACUGUUUGAGACCAGGCCAGAGCUGAAGAAGAACACGGUCCUGAGCACCGUGGUGGAGACCUUCAGGGCGAGGUCCAGCAAGAGCGAAGGAGGACAGUCCGUAGAGGAGGAAGACGAGGAGGAAGAAGAAGAGGAGGAGGAGGAGGAUGAAGACGAGGAAGGGGAUGAGGAUGAGAGGGAUGAUGUGGUCCGCUGUGACACCUGUAUGGAGGCCGAGGCAGCCAAGACCUGCCUCACCUGCAUGGCCUCCUUCUGCGAGGAGCACCUGCGGCCCCACCGGGAGAACCCCACCUUCCGCCUCCACCAGCUGAGCGAGCCCAUCGGGGAUUUAUCCGAGCACAUUUGCACCGACCACCACAAGCUGAUGGAGCACUUCUGCACCGACCAUGGUCGCCUGAUCUGCAGCCUCUGCCUGCAGCAGGUCCACAAAGGCUGCGGCUUUUCCUCUCCAGAGGAGCAAAGGAGCCUGAAAGCGUCUGAAUUCAGGGGCAAGUUGGAGAUUCUGAACUUGAAGAUUGACAGGACUGACACCAUCGUGCUUCAGAUGAACGAGCUGCAGGGCAAGCUCAAGGACGCAGCGAGCAAGAGGAAGAUGGCGUUGGCUGCUGUGUACCAGCAGAUAGGGGAGAUGUUGGCUCAGGAUGAGCGCGUGGCCCAGCAUGAGGUGGACUGUGAGCUGGAGGCUGGUCAGGCCAGACUUCGCGACCUCACAACAAAGUUCAUCGACAACAGCGAGAGGAUGAAGAAAGCCAGAGAGAAGAUCGACAAUCUGCUGAGUCAGGCGGGAACACCAGCCUUUCUGCAGGCUUCAUUUGAGUUGCCCCGGGUGGUUAAGUUUGACCCCCAUCCCCCUCGAAUUAACCUGGACACCAAAAGGGUGAUGGCGACACAGAGCUUUGCUGCCACCCUGCAGGAGAGCCUGAUGACGCUCUUCACUCAGCCUUUUGAGGCCAGAGUACCACUGCUAAAACCAGGACACGCAGAAGCUUCUUUCUCAGGAGCCGCUGGUGGAGAAAAAAGUCCGUCCUGGGCCCACGAGUCUCAAUCUUCAAACCCUCGAGAGCAAAGACCUCCACCCAGGUCCCAUAGUCCCAGUCGUCCAUCUUUCCAGACCACCUACCAACCCGUCCACAUUCCUGUUUACAUACAGGCAAAGCCAUCAUGGUUUCCACAGCAGAGUCAGACGCCUGGCUUUUCCAGGCCUCCGUUCUUCCACGGACAGAAACCACCUUCUCAGAAAAGUCCUGAAGGAACGUCUAAGAAAACAGUAGGAAAACCAGUCGGUAAACCAGCCCACAAAGCGGUACCGAGUCGGCGUGGAGACGAGAAACAUCCGUCCAAAAGCAAAGACAAGAAGCCUGACGGAGGCCACCAAACCUCUCACAAGCAAGGCAAAAAGCCACCAAGUGCACAAGGAGGACAGAAGCCUGGGUGGAAAGGACCCGAUUCUGCUAAGAAAGACAAGCCGAAAGGACAUCCACCAUCAGGGAAACCGGCCGGGCCCAACCCACAUCCGAGAAAAAAUAAGUAGUUCAUCAGCGGAACCUGAAGGGACUGCUGGACCUAUGCACAGUAACACUGUUCUGAUUGUUAAUAAGUGAAACUGUUUGCUUCAUGUUUUGUUUGGGGUAUUAAACUUAAUCUUAACCAGCCUUUACACCUUAUUCAAAUAUAACUAUAGUUUUGGGAUGACUUAAAUAUCAAUGAAAACGUUUAGGAUUGUGAAACCUUCUAAUAGGAACAGCUAUAUUUUUAUUAAAAAAAAUCUUAAAAAUGUUCCACCUCAUCUCCUCCAUGCAUUGGUCCUUAUAAAGAUUACUUUUAUUUCUAUAUAUUUUUUUGCAAGUCUACAGUUAAUUAUGCACAAAACAAGGUCAAGAAAAAUAAUGUGUUGUAGUCCAAAACCUUUAUAUGGAGCAGAAGGGAAAUUGAUCCAUGGGUUAUAAUUACCGGUUAGUCAGAUAUGACUUGUUAAGAAAUUCUUACUGACAGCAUUUCUGAUCUCAAUCAUCCUAAGUGAGAUUCUAAACUUUGCAUGCACCUUAUCUGUGCUGUUGUAUGGUGUCUGUGCGUAGAUCCUUCCACCUGCUUUAUAAUGCAAAGCGUCGAUAUUUAAAAGCUAGACAACAUCACAGAAGACACAUAACGCAUUUUUAACUGUAUAUUGAACUAUAGAAACGCUAUCGUCAUGUUCACUCAUUAGAAAGAACACAAAUGGAGAAGAAAGGCUCAUCACUGCAUUAGUCACUAUUUUGUAUGUGAAAACAUAGAAUAUCUAACUCCAAAGAAGAACAAAAAAUAAAUAAAUCAAAGUUUGAUUUCCUCUUCAGGGUGAUGUAUCCCAAACCGCCUUCCAAGAUCUAUUAGAGAUACUUUGUCAUCUGAAAUGUAAAUAUUAAAUUAUUCUCCAUCUUAUCGAUUGAAUUGAAUGAAAACACACAAACACCUUGGGUAUGUAUGAAAAUAUUUAUGGGAAUGUCUUCAAAUUCAAAACAUCACCUCUUUACAUUCAUCUCAAUCAAAGUUGGUUCUUGUCACAUUUUGUAAUCAGCCAUAUUUUUUAUAUAUAUAUAUGAUUGCUAACAAUAAACAUUUGUUUUCAUCUGA